CACCACUCCCCCUCCGGCCUCCCCGCCUCCGCUUCGGCGAUACGGGGCACACUAUCCACGAACCAUCCGCCCGUCGCCGCUGGCGUCACAUCCGCUCUCUCGCUCGCUCCGGGCUUAUCACCGCGUCUCGGCGAGGAGGAGAGGAGGGAUAGCCGAUAGCUCCUUCCCACCGAUCGGCGGUGGCGCGGUCCCGGGAUCCUGAUCUCUGCUCCGGAUCAUUUCGGUCCCGUGUAUCUGUAUCCUCUGCUGUCCUCUCUCCCCCCUCAAUUCAAAAGUUCCUUCGCUUUUCCGAUCCGUCCCUGUCACCUCGGUUCUCAUCAUCCGCCCGCGUCUUAAUUGCGGCCGGCGUCCAACUAGCCAGUCCCAUCUUCCUUAUUUGGUUCUUCUUUUCCCGUGUUUCUGUCACACGGAUCGGGUGGGAAACAUCGAGCUGGAGGGAAACCGUGUUUCGUGUGCAGCCUUCGCUUCUUCCAUCGCCGUUUCCUUGGAGCGGCGUCUCGCCGUCCUGUUUAUAGAAGCCCCCCUUCUUCUUGAUCGAUUCUGAUUGGUCUUGCAUCUCUUCACGCCAGAAAUUUAAAGCUUUCUUUGUUUGGGCUUCGGAGCUAUAAAUCUUGAAGCUUCCUUACUCCGAUUGCAGUCCGGUCCCAAGCCAUUGCAUCCAGGUGACCAGGAGGCCUGGUGUUUGUCUCUCCAGCUCCGAUCGAUUGGUCGCUGGGAGUUGACGGUAGAGAUCUUGCCAGGCUCCGAUCAGCGCGCCGGGGGAGCCGGAUGGAGAAUCUAGCCGCGCUGCGUCCGUGGCUCUGCUUGCUGGCGGCAAUGGCGGCGGCGGCGUCGUGGUCCGGCGUCGCGAGGGUGGAGGCGCUGGGGAUGAACUGGGGCACGCAGGCCACGCACCAGCUGCCGCCCAAGAUCGUGGUGCAGAUGCUCAAGGACAACGGCAUCAAGAAGGUGAAGCUGUUCGACGCCGACCAGAGCACGCUCAGCGCGCUCGCCGGCACCGGCAUCGAGGUCAUGGUGGCCAUCCCCAAUGUCCUGCUCGACAGGAUCACCGACUACGACACCGCCAAGGAGUGGGUCCGGCACAACGUCUCCCGGUACAACUUCGACGGCGGCGUCACCAUCAAGUACGUGGCCGUGGGCAACGAGCCGUUCCUGGCGGCGUACAACAACACGUUCGACAAGGUGACGUUCCCGGCGCUGCAGAACAUCCAGAACGCGCUGGACGAGGCCGGGCUCGGCGACACCAUCAAGGCGACGGUCCCGCUGAACGCCGACGUGUACAUGUCCCCGACGGACAACCCGGUGCCGUCGGCGGGGCGGUGGCGGCCCGACAUCGCGGACCUGAUGACGCAGAUGGUGCAGUUCCUGAGCAACCACAGCGCGCCCUUCACGGUGAACAUCUACCCGUUCAUCAGCCUGUUCCUCAACGACAACUUCCCCGUGGACUUCGCCUUCUUCGACGGCGGCGCGACGCCUGUCCUCGACAACGGCGUGCAGUACACCAACGUGUUCGACGCCAACUUCGACACCCUGGUGGCCGCGCUCAAGGCGUCCGGGCACGGCGACCUCCCCGUCAUCGUCGGCGAGGUCGGCUGGCCCACCGACGGCGACAAGCACGCCACCAAUGUCUACGCGCAGCGGUUCUACAACGGCCUCCUCAAGCGGCUCGCUGCCAACGCCGGCACCCCCGUCCGGCCCAACCAGUACAUCGAGGUCUACCUGUUCGGGCUCCUCGACGAGGACAUCAAGAGCGUGGCCCCCGGCAACUUCGAGCGGCACUGGGGCAUCCUCCGCUACGACGGGCAGCCCAAGUACCCGAUGGACCUGUCGGGGCAGGGGCAGAACGCGAUGCUGGUGCCGGCGCAGGGGGUGGAGUACCUGCCCCGGACGUGGUGCGUCGUCAACACGGAGUCGCCCAACAUGGACAAGCUCGCGGACAACAUCAACUUCGCGUGCACCUUCGCCGACUGCACCGCGCUGGGGUACGGCUCUACGUGCGGCGGCAUGGACAGCAACGGCAACGCGUCCUACGCCUUCAACGCUUUCUUCCAGAUGAAGGACCAGGCGGACGAGGCGUGCGACUUCCAGGGGCUCGCCAGGCCCACACAGACGGACCCCUCCACCAACACCUGCAACUUCACCAUACAGAUCGCCACCACCUCGGCGGCGGCGGGUCACCGGCGGCCGAUCGGCGUGGCCGCCGCUGCCGCCGUGCUGCUGUUCUUGGCGCAGCUGACGAUCCUGCUGCAUUAGGGGAGGGCGUGCGUGCUUGGUUUAGAUAGGCAGGUUUAGUUAUUGUUGAUCUUUGGUUGGUUUUGGUUUUGGGGUUUUGGCAGGGCGCGCUUGCAGAUUAUAGUUCGUUCGUUUGUUGGUUUAAUUUUGGUGAAAAAUAAUUGGUAGGAAGUGUUGUACUGGAGAUAUACAUGUAUACUUCAGGUUCAGGAUGUAUACUGAUUUGAGAUGGUUCGUUUGACACCGUAUGCAAUGCAACAACACUCUGCUGGGCUGCU
This is a messenger RNA of Setaria italica (foxtail millet), 2510 nucleotides long. Its product is annotated as glucan endo-1,3-beta-glucosidase 8. The transcript is spliced from 2 exons. Gene Ontology annotation, cellular component: plasma membrane. Lineage: Eukaryota; Viridiplantae; Streptophyta; Magnoliopsida; Poales; Poaceae. Bases 769 to 2253 code for a protein of 494 amino acids. Gene Ontology annotation, molecular function: hydrolase activity, hydrolyzing O-glycosyl compounds. The record is from RefSeq and is a predicted model, not a curated record. Gene Ontology annotation, biological process: carbohydrate metabolic process.